Messenger RNA from Phytomonas sp. EM1, 5808 nucleotides. Lineage: Eukaryota; Euglenozoa; Kinetoplastea; Trypanosomatida; Trypanosomatidae. The record is from the annotation of a GenBank genome assembly.
AUGAAUGGCUGCAACGAAUGUAGCAACAGCAGUGGCUUUCGCUCUCCAAUGCUAAUGCCAUCAUAUAAUCUACACUCAAAGCCGAGCUUCAGUGAUGAAGGUGCUCAUGGCCUUCCGUUCGAUGAACCUUGCUGCUGGAGUGUUUUAGGGGAUGACACCAACAUAAUUAAACGCGAAGAAAGUUGUGAUACUCAACUCGCAGGAUCCAAAACCGUAGCCGAAACUCAUGAACUCCAUCAGACAUAUCGUGGUGAAGAUGUCGACCAACCCUUCAUCGAGAACGGUGUCGCUGACUUCCUAGAUGAUGUCAUUACUGGGAGGACGGACCACCUUCGUAAGUUAUUGGCACACCAGACCUUGGAAACGGUUACUGCAGCAACAACUAGAGCUCAAAAUAAUUCUGUGAGUGAAGUCGUAACGAGUCCUUCGGAGUCGUUAGCCGGUACCUCCUCCACCGGGGGGAGCGUAUCUUGUAGAAAAGUUGCUCGGGAUCAUCCUAUUAGCUCCGCCGCGCGGUCUCUGCAGGCAUAUGAGCUGGUUGCAUACAUCGGCUCUGGAACUUUCUCCGAAGUCACGCUUGCUCGGCACAAGGUCAACAAUGAGUUGUACGCGAUUAAAAAGAUAUCGAAAGAGAAAGUUCGAAAGGGGGGUUUCGUAGAGCACACCUUUAUGGAGCGCAAAAUGCUUGUUGCGCUACAUCAUCCUUUUCUCGUACGCCUCUAUCAGGCUUUCCAGACGCGAACGCACCUGUACUUGGUUUUGGAUUUUGCCCAGGGUGGAGACUUGUACUACUUCAACCUUGAAAAGCGUUGGGUAAAAGAGAUGAAGUAUGAGAUUAGGAGGUCACGUUAUCCUUGCUGCAUGUCCCAAAAUCUUAUCGAUCCUUUGGGGCGAACCCUUACUAUAGAAAGAAGUGCGGCCUCCGUGUUAUCUGGCCAUGAUGGGAACUUUCAUACCACUGGGAAGAGCAUGAAUGUCUCCAUCUUCGAAAGUACUAAUAACACGAUCAGACACAUCUCCCCGCAAACAGUCAAUGAUCAGGAGGAGGACGUCAUUGCUUUUAGUGUAGCCAAUGAUAAGAAUAUCAACAAGGAAAGCGCUCACACAAAGCAACAGUUUCUGAAGAAGACAGAAUCCCCUUCGUCUCUUAGCAUUUCGAAUCGUUUUUCGUACUAUCAAAAUUACAAUCUUGCUUGUGAACAUAUCGGUACCAACUCCAGCGCACCGCCUCUAUAUCGGUACACCGCUGUGGGUGAGUCCGAGAAAAGAGCUCCAGAGGAUCAACGUAGUCUUAAAAAUUUACCGCAUAGAGAUGCCUCUAUAGGUGAUAUAACUGAACGUGUCCAUGAAGCAAAACCAAUAAAAAAACAUCAACACUAUCACCACUACAAGCCGAAGGAGGAAUCGCACAGAGACCCAUUGUUUGAUAGCCACGAGGAAGAACACAAUCACCGUACACAUUCCCUGGGUGACUCACAGCAGUAUCCUAAUUCUAAGGCUUUACAAGCUGCAUUAGACCCCAAUAUGGUAUCAGAGGACUCUGUUGAGUCCUACUGCAAUCACGCUCGUCGAUCUUUUGGCUCUACAAACGCACCAUCUCGCGUAGCCGACGCGCAUUUUGAAGUCAGCGUCGAUGCAACUUCAUUAUUUUCAUCAGCUCCUUUAUUAACUGAUUUCAGUCCGCAUGUUCAAGAUGAUGGUGCGACUGAAUGUGUGCACGAAGACAUGGAAGGAAGCACUGUGGCCAUGCCACCGCUUGCUGACAAUGCCUCACGUUUGCCAAUCCGGUACAUCGCUUUCUACGCAAUAGAAAUUGCCCUGGUGUUGCAGUACCUUCACAGUAAGGGCUUUAUCUAUCGUGAUCUCAAACCUGAAAACAUCCUAUUGCGACAAAGUGGACAUAUUCUCUUAACAGAUUUCGGUGUCGCCAAGCUUAGAAAAAAUACUAUAGAUGAUUCAGACAUUAUGAAGAAGUCAAAUCAAUCAGUUGCAGAGGAAGAAAGUGGGGUGGGACGUGUUGAGAAGCCAAUAAGCCAAACAAGUCCAUCCUGUAAUGGUGAAUUUUCUGCUUCUAGUGAUGACAAUGCUGAGGAGCGUGCCACGAGCUUUACUGGUACUGUGGAGUAUAUGAGCCCAGAAAUGCUACAAGGGAUUCCCCAUGAUACCCGUACUGACUGGUGGAGCUACGGUUGUCUUCUUUUCGAAUGGGCUAAUGGGCGCAAGCCAUUUGAUGGCGACAGUCAGUUUGCGCUUUUCAAAUCUAUUAUUGAGGAAAACGUGCGCGUUAUAGAAACCGAUUUUCAGGUAACUGCGUUAGAGCUUCACUGUCGAGUGGAGAAGCUCCGCCUUCGUUAUCAGGAGCUUGUUUGUGAGCAUAAACUCAGUACCCAUUCACACCCGCAGGAAGAACAGAAAACUUUGCCUUGCGGUGAUUCCCUCGCACACACUUCUGCCACCGAUGGGGAAACAGAAGGGGCUUCGAUUCAGACUGGUCAGAGGCAAAACAUACACUCCUAUCUAUUACAUAGUUUCCAUUCAGUGAGUAGCUCUACUGAUAGAAAUCCUCAAAUACCUUCGUGGGCCGGUACACCUGUCGAGGCACACGCGCGGCGUUCCCAAGUCUUCGCCACUAGAAAGCAAAGCGUGUCGUCGACUUCUACGUUGUUAGGUACGCACUCCACCCCCUUGACAAUGGCACCGCGGGUAUGCGACACCUUUGUUCGACAUGCCCUCAUGGAGCUUCUUGAAGCUAACCUCCUCCUCCGCGAUCUUAUCCUUGGUCUGCUGAAUCGUGAUAUGGGGAAACGACUGUGUGGGCCUAUGGUAUUGGAACACCCUUUCUUUGCCUGCAGAUAUAUUACCUCCCAGUUAUAUGAUAGCGUUUACCCCACUCGCGGCAUGCGGAUGAAAGGAACCAAUAAUGUUUCUUCGGCGUUCGGCAGAACUUCUGAAAUUCCACAACGAGAGGAGCAAAUCGGAUCGAUCGUUUUUUCUUCUACAUCUAAUGUCAUGUCUGCAGAGAUGUUCUUAGAGCGUAUGCCCGUUAUACAGCGCCCAGAAAACUGGGCAGAACUUUUCUCAACAAUGAAAAUUAAAGCUUUAUACGUACCAAAGUUACGUUCCAGAGAUGACCUGCGCUACUUUCCGUCGGCCGUUACCGCAACAGGUUUGAGAGCCGCUGUGGAACAGCACAAGCGUAUCAAAGAAGCUAGAAACGAGAUGAAGGAACUUCGGCGUCAGACUAUGCGACAAGUGGUGACACAUUCUUAUGACGGCGACACAAAAACAUGCUUACAACAUAAGAAGCACGAGGGGUUCAACUUAAACGUGCAAGGGACUUCUGACGAAUUACUUAAUUUCGACCCUGUGCUGCCACAUACGAGUAGGAGUCCUGGUGUUAUGUCGAGACUAUGCCACAACGUAAAUCGAAAAGACAAUAAUACGGAUUUAGACGGGAAUGCAAAUGCAACCGCUGCGUUUGAUGAAGAGAUUGUAAACACUCCUGAUGCUUCUUCCCCACAUGCGUUUCAGACACAGUGCCAACCAUCCAGCAAAGAACAGUCUCUGGGUGUAGAUGAUUUUGCGCAAUUGGCUGAGUGCAGCAGUAACUUUUGCUGCGUUAGUAAUCCCAAGACAGUUGUGCGUGAAGCGGUUGCUAUAAAGCCGUCCUCCUCACACCACGCCGAUCCACCCCUUCUGAGCGCUCAAAUUCAGCCAAGCAUAACUGGUAUUUGCACCAUUACCGAUAAAGAUUUUCUUGGGGAAAGCAUCGCAGCAACUGCUGAUGCACUCGAGGACAAUAAAGGCAGUCUGAAUGUAGGAAAAAGACAAUGUGGGAUCCCUUUUGCACUUCCAAAAAUAACAGGAACUCAGAGACGUGAUGUCGGUGGAAACUGUCGUUCCUUUAGCUUGGGUACAGUUGGCGCUGGAGGCGUUGAUGCCGGUGGCUCUUUUUCUUCAGGCGAUCCUCUAUGUGAGACUCGGGGCAAACGCCAAAAAUCUCAAGAAAGCGCGACAAUCGGAUACCCCUCCAGACUUCUUAUAGACGACUCGGAUAUAAGUAAGACAAGCACUCGAGGCUUCACGUCUGAGGAUAUCUUUGCGCGUACUGCGGUCUUGCCUGAGGACUUUGUGGCUGCUGCCAUCGUCGCGGGUCAGAUACGAAUGGAACAGAACAAAAAUCCUAAAGGAGAGCCGCCAGAGGUUUCGGGCUCGUCACACAAUCCGAGUUUAGUAGCCGAAGAUGACAGCGAGAUGCUACCAAUCGAGGAGGCGAAUGGAGAGGAGCGCAGCAGUGCACCAAUCCACCACGAUAGUAGUGGCGGAUACUAUGACUGCAACGCCACAGAAGAGACGCCACCAAUGAUGGAUGACAUACUUUUACACGAAGGUUUCACAACAGCAGAGGACUCGAAGGAUUUCCACUGCAUGCCUCAUAGUGGCAGUUGGAGCGGUGAGAACAAGGGCGAGGGUUUGCAUGUACAAUGUAUCAAGCCUAAGAAAAAAAAUACUGUCUCUACGGAAACGGCAAGCCUUGAGGACAUUAGUGAUGAAGUUUCAGGCCUCAGCACUUUCCGCUUGCUUGACGGAGCGAGCACGCAUCAUAUGAAGAGAGAACAUCCCUUAGGAGGGAAGGGUUUUAUAGGUGAUGAUGAGAACAACAGUAGUAGCUGCGACCACAAUGAGAACGCAUCACAAAAGGACUCGAUAGUCAGUGCUACGAAGUCUUUUGUCGAUGAGGUAGAGCAUGAUCGAACUCAGAGUAGUAUUAGUGGCAGUAGCAGUGGUAGUGGUACCUCUUCGGAAAGCUUGUUUACGGGUGUUAGCAUGGAUCUGGGGGGCUUUAAUCCUGCGUAUAGUGGUUUCAACCAUGAUGUGCAUAGGACCUCUCGCGACAUUUAUUCAUCGAAUAAGACAGUUGUGCCAGGGUUAUGUGCAAAUACUGACCUUGAGACUUUUUCUAGAAGUGGAGAUUGUUCCUGCAACUUUGUCAACGGGCGUAUUCCCGUUCACUCUUCAAAUUCAUCAUUGGUGGCAAAACACGGUCCUUUUCCUUUGCAUCAACUGAACGCGAAUGUAGACGCGGCGCAAGGGAUGACGUACGCUCAGGAACCACACUUUAACGAACCUCAGACGGGAAACUCUAACCUCGAGGACAGCGCUUUAUACACUCAGAAUGAAGAAAUGCUGAGGGAUGGCUUGACACAUCCCACGUGGGGAGUCAUUCUGGGUCGCGUCUACGCAGACGCGUAUCAAAAUGAUGUAACUACCCUACACGGUAUUGCGUAUGAUGUAGAUGAUGAAAGCGCUUCUAGUAUGACUAUCGGCAGUCGCGCAGGUGCCCAUCCAAGCUCUCCUAAACUGCCGUCCAGCUUGCUUCGAGUACGUGAGGGGACAAGUAGCGGCAAAUCCAUCCGACCCCUGAAACCAUUCCAAACGGAGGGUGUAUCACGAAGCUACGACUUUGUCCCUUCAUCCUUUUCGGGUUCACUAUCAAUAUCCAAGAUUGAUGUUUCGUCUGGAAAUGCGCACAUGAAGCCCACAAAGAAUCAUUGCCCCUCUGCAUCUCCUCGAGAGCUGUGGCAGAAGCGGAUGCGCCAAAGGACAGCUACACCGUCCUCCCCUGCUAUCGAGGAAAGCCUGCCUAAUCGCAAGCAGAGUGUUGAAUUUCUCGGAUUUACAUAUGACGGUCAUGCCUUCGAUGGCGGCUUCCUUGACUCUGCAAACACCACCCUUACAACAAAUUUCUUUGAUGACAAUGAAAAUAGUGAUAGCCUAUCUGCAAUGCAUACUACCAGCAUUUCCUAG